Molecule: messenger RNA, 1110 nt
Organism: Paramecium tetraurelia
Lineage: Eukaryota; Ciliophora; Oligohymenophorea; Peniculida; Parameciidae
Exons: 3
Source: RefSeq, a predicted model, not a curated record
AUGAAAUAUAACCUUGUCCUAUUAUUUUUGAAACGUGAACAUCUAAUACUACUAACCAAGAUAGCUCUCCUAAAUGAACAAAAUCCCACUUGUGAAUAUUAAAUCAAUUUGAUUGAUUAAGAAAUUCAAAACGAAGAAAAAUUACUUAUCAAAUCAAAAUGGACUCAAUCUUAAUUAGAAGUACCAAUCUCACCUUCUCUUAUUACAAACUACAUUUCCCUAUCAAUUCUUCUGUCUCUAUCAAAGAGCAUAUUAAAUUUAUUCAAAUAAUUAGAAAUUUAAACUAUAACUGGACUACCUUGGAUGACAUUUUUAAAUAGUAAAAAGUUACAGUUAGAAAGAAUGAAAUUAAUAAGAUCACAAAAAUUGAUAGAGGAGCCUAUCCAUCCUAAGAUUGCCAAUUAUAAAAUAGAUUUUACUUAUGUCCAAUACUUAUUUAAUAAAUAUUACAACUCCAAAAAUAUUGAUUACAAAUAACCAUAUCAAUUGCUAAAUUUAUUUGUCAAAAAGAAGCUGUACAGAAUCAACAAUCGUGUUUGCAUGAGCAUAACAAGUUUAGAAGAUGUCCCCCAACUGCAAUUAAUUAAUACUAAUCUCAUAUAACCAAUUUUAAAUUACGAUUAAUUUAAUAGUACAUUCGAAAAAAGGAUGAAUAAAUUAAUGAACAGAAACUCAUAGAUUUAACAAUCCAUACGCUAAUACAACUAUCUCUAUUAUAAUUAGAGAACUUCUAUUCCAAAUUGCAAGACAUCAGAUGAUCUUCCAACUUUGCAAAGAUAAAAAUUGAACCAUAAUUGCGAAUCUGACAUAUUAAUACUUCCUGAUCAUAGGACACAGAGAACAAAUUAUAGAUUUGCAAAAUUAAUUGAAAGACAAGAAAAUAAAAAUGUUAAACCGAUUAACAUCAAAGAUCAAAUGGAAUUAGUAUUAAUGCAAAAAAUCAAACGUCAUCACACAUCCUCUGAAAGAGAAGACUCCAAAUAGAUUAGUAGAUCUCAACUAUUAAGAAGCGUGAAGUCAGAACAUUUGUUGAUUGAGUAAGAAAUUUUCUUUAAAAAAAUUUUAUAGCCAAUAAAAGAAUAAAAAUUUAAAAUAAAACAAAACAAAUGA